Cinclus cinclus is the source of this 1101-nucleotide messenger RNA. It is a transcript of the gene NUBPL, whose product is annotated as NUBP iron-sulfur cluster assembly factor, mitochondrial. The record is from RefSeq and is a predicted model, not a curated record. Bases 1 to 993 code for a protein of 330 amino acids. Gene Ontology annotation, molecular function: ATP-dependent FeS chaperone activity; ATP binding; 4 iron, 4 sulfur cluster binding. The transcript is spliced from 11 exons. Lineage: Eukaryota; Metazoa; Chordata; Aves; Passeriformes; Cinclidae. Gene Ontology annotation, biological process: mitochondrial respiratory chain complex I assembly; iron-sulfur cluster assembly. Gene Ontology annotation, cellular component: mitochondrion.
AUGGGAGGUCCUGCCUGGCGCUGGGCGCUGCACGCCGCCCGCCUCCUGCCCGGCGCCGGCGGCGGGAGGGCUCCGGCGGCGCGGCGGGGCGGCCCGGGCUGCGCGCCCGCCGCUUGCGCCGCUCCGUGCGCCGGCUCCGCGUCCUCAAGCUCUGGGGAUGAGGCUCUGAGGGACAGACGUGCUCGGAUCCUGUCACGAGGGCUGCCAAAGCAGAAACCUAUAGAAGGAGUUAAGCAGGUGGUGGUUGUGGCUUCUGGAAAAGGGGGAGUUGGAAAAUCAACAACAGCAGUAAAUAUAGCCCUUGCCCUAGCAGCAAAUGAUUCGACAAAAGAAGUUGGUUUACUUGAUGCAGACAUAUAUGGACCUUCAAUUCCAAAGAUGAUGAACCUAAAAGGAAACCCAGAAUUAACACCAAAAAAUCUAAUGAGGCCCCUUAAGAACUAUGGAAUCGCAUGCAUGUCUAUGGGUUUCUUGAUAGAAGAGACUGCCCCAGUUGUGUGGAGAGGGCUCAUGGUAAUGUCAGCUGUUGAAAAAUUGUUGAGACAGGUUGACUGGGGUCAACUGGACUAUUUAGUGAUUGACAUGCCACCUGGGACUGGAGAUGUACAGCUGUCAGUAUCACAGAAUAUUCCAAUUUCAGGAGCUGUGAUUGUCUCCACUCCACAAGAUGUGGCUUUAUUGGAUGCACACAAAGGAGCUGAAAUGUUUAGAAAAGUCCAUGUACCUGUUUUAGGACUGAUUCAAAAUAUGAGUGUUUUCCAAUGUCCCAAAUGUAAGCAUGAGACACAUAUUUUUGGAGCUGAUGGUGUAAGAGAUCUGGCAAAAACCCUUGGAUUGGAUAUUUUGGGAGAUGUUCCACUGCAUGUUAACAUACGGGAGACGUGUGAUUCAGGACAGCCUGUUGUGAUCUCUCAGCCUCAAAGUGAUGCUGCUAAAGCCUAUCUAAAGAUAGCUAUGGAAAUAUUAAGAAGACUGCCAGUACCUCCUGCUUGAAGCAUUUACCACUGAAACUUAGCAAAAAUGUGAUCUUUGAUGCAGCCAAUGCAGAAGAGUCCUGCUACCUAAUUACAUGGAAGCCAUAUGUUAAUUCUAAGAACUUCU